GGAGAAGAGCCGAGACCAAUGUUACCCAGCCUGACCGAACAUGCAGCGUACAUGGAGUUGCAGCCCUUGUCUUGUGGGGCUUAUCAUUUGUUUUGGCUUCUCUUCUGUGGUCUGUGAGGUUAUAAUGGUGUCAGCAGUGGGUCUGAAAGUCGUUCUCCCGUGCAAGUGGACGUGGCGGAUGGAGCAGCCGUCUCCCGGCCAUAAACCGUACAUCCAGUGGCAGACUCUCUCAGAGACCGUGUUUGAGCGAAUGGGACGCGAGCACUUUGAAGGCGGCGGGUACGAGGGGAGGGCAGAUGUGCCCGAGGAAAUGUUGGACAGCGGAAACUGUUCCCUCUUACUGCAAGAUAUAAGGUUCUCGGACGCAGGCAGGUACGAAAGUUACCUGGUUGUCGGGCAAUCGAGCAUCAAGACGCGACGCUUCAUUCAGAGCGUCCAACUCUCUGUCUUUGACCACAAGGAUACCAAGACUGUGAAAAUUGGAGAGAAGCUGGAACUAGACCUCCACACCCAACAGGCUACAACUGUGGUCUUCCAGGGAGGGGACAACUCUGAGUGGAAGGUUGUGUGGAACAGAGACAGUAAGGGACCCGUGAGUGGGGAGAUGAGGAGGAGAGGGAUGAGGGUGGUGAUGGAGCAGGUUGGGAAGAGUGAUGCUGGUAUCUAUAAGGUCCUGGACAGUCAAGGCCUGGCUCUCAGCACCGUGACAAUUUCAGUGACAGAAACCAUUGAGAGCACAGUGAAGGAAACAAAUCUCUCUGAAAAACAGCAGAUGGCUGUGGACAGGCCUGUAGAGACCAUGCUGGACCUUUUCAUCUUCCUGCACUUUACAGCUCCAUCCUCAACCUCCACUGCAAAGCGCUGCAUUGUUUAA
Chanos chanos (milkfish) is the source of this 874-nucleotide messenger RNA. It is a transcript of the gene igldcp, whose product is annotated as Ig-like domain-containing protein. Gene Ontology annotation, biological process: negative regulation of T cell proliferation; T cell costimulation; immune response. Bases 41 to 874 code for a protein of 277 amino acids. NCBI's taxonomy places the organism in Eukaryota, Metazoa, Chordata, Actinopteri, Gonorynchiformes, Chanidae. Gene Ontology annotation, cellular component: external side of plasma membrane. The transcript has 6 exons. The record is from RefSeq and is a predicted model, not a curated record.